Haliotis rubra (blacklip abalone) is the source of this 2472-nucleotide messenger RNA. RefSeq lists its product as uncharacterized. Gene Ontology annotation, molecular function: oxidoreductase activity. Gene Ontology annotation, biological process: signal transduction. NCBI's taxonomy places the organism in Eukaryota, Metazoa, Mollusca, Gastropoda, Lepetellida, Haliotidae. The transcript has 7 exons. The record is from RefSeq and is a predicted model, not a curated record. The coding region runs from base 311 to 1636 and encodes 441 amino acids.
UGACUUAUUCUGUAUCUACAGAUACCCAGACUCAAGACGUGGUGCAGUGACUCAUUCUGUAUCUACAGAUAUCCAGCCUCAAGACGUGGUGCAGUGACUCAUUCUGUAUCUACAGAUAUCCAGCCUCAAGACGUGGUGCAGUGACUCAUUCUGUAUCUACAGAUAUCCAGCCUCAAGACGUGGUGCAGUGACUCAUUCUGUAUCUACAGAUAUCCAGCCUCAAGACGUCAUUCAGCAAUAAAUCAGUAGCAAGUUGCUUAGCCAACUCAAGACCCAUUAGCAACUUUGUAUUGAAGAGACAGAAAGUGAAAUGUCGAGCUUAGCACCCAGUGUGGAAGACGUGGUCAUUGCGUACUGCCCCUGUGACAUAAACUUUGUCAGGAAGUUAGCUGAUGCUUUGAGGGAGGCCAAGUUAUCUGUCUGGUAUGCCAGCCCCUCACUUCCCCCUCAACAGGCUGGGCAACUGAAGAGUCAGGCAAUUCUGGGAUGCAAGGCCUUCCUGCCAAUAUUGUCAAAGGAAUCUGCAUCUGACAAGCAGCUGAAUGAUGAACUGGCCCUGGCCUACAUUUCAAACUCUGCUGUGUUCCCAGUUGGACUGGGCAGAUACCGGGACCUAGCUCCAGUUCUCAGUGGUGGAACGCGUUUAAUGUUGGCAAAAAUCAACUGGAUAUUUGUCUUCAAGGACAAACUAUAUAGAGAAAAUGUACCCAAGUUGAUAGAGUGCAUCAAUAACAUUCUCCUGCGUCAUGAAAGAGAGGGUGCUACCACUGAUGACUUACUGACUACACAUGGAAUGAAGGUAAACCUCAACUUUACCCAUGGCUUGGAGUUUGCUACAGAGGAUCUUGGGGAGGAGGAGGCGGAAGCGACAGAUGGACCUCCCAAUCAACCAGCUUCUCUGACCGGAUCUGGCCUCAGCUAUGACUUUUGGGACAGGCAUUUUGAAGGAAAAUCAGAGGUUACUUGGAAAGACUUCAAAGAUGCAUUUCUUCUUGACUAUGGUGACAAGAUUGUUGAGCAGUAUUCUGAAGACAAGAAGAAACUGUUUGUCAAUCUGAUGUAUAAGGAUAUCUUUGACCUGAAGAAAACAGUGACAAGGUCCGUGUAUAACCAAGCAUGCAGCAACAACAUGAAUGCUGACCCACACUGUUUCUACAACAGGAUUGAGGAGUACGCCAUUGCCUAUCUCUCUCUCAGGGAAGUGAUCGACAUGGACAGCACUCUCCGCAUCACCACCAUACAGAGUUUGGGCAAGUUUUCCUUUCCUGCGAUCGUGAAUGGUUUGUCUGAUCUUGUUCAUGAUGAAGAUCCAAACAUCCGUGCCGUGGCUGCCAUAGCUCUGGCUAAAGCAGGCAAACAGAAGCGAGAGACAGUUGACAAGCUGAUAAAUAUCAUUGAGGACGAGGAUCGACUGGUGAGGGAAAGUGCAUGCCUGUCUCUUGGAUACCUGAAGUCCCAGAGAGCUGUCUCCUACAUUGUGGACAGAUGGCUGAACGACCCAAUCUCCACCGUGAGGCAGGCUGCUGAACUGGCACUCAGCAAGAUGAAUGUGGAGGAAGCCCAGAAGUGUAUUCAAGUCACAAAAGUAUUGUCUGCAGAAAUGUCAGCUCUCAAGCCUCAGCCAAAGAAGACUUGAGUGUACUACUGAAAACUGUCCAUGGAUGAGGCUGUGAAAAUACUCACUCCCAUAAGUUGUCCACACUGCAUGUUGGAUUCACAAGAACCAUUUACACACUUGAACAUUUUGUAUCCGCUAACUUUUGCAUAAUUCCUAAAUUUCAAAGCCUGACACAGGAUCUCUUACCUUCUGGGUGAUGUGGUCUGAGCAUGUUCACUGAAAUGUAUUUCUACUAGAUCAGUAUCAAUACUACCUCCAACAGAUGUAUCUAUGGGGAAAAAAGUAGGUCCGCGCCAUGUGCAGUUGUGUGUCCCAACCCCCUUCAGAAGAGCACUAAGUCAGACACAGAUCAUGAAGUCAGAUUAUUGUAUUGUUGUCAUUAGAACAUGUUAUAACAUCCAUGUUAUAUAUUUUAGUGUUGCCAAGAAAACAUCCCAUAUAUAUAUAUAUCCCAUAUAUGUAUAUCCCAUAUUAAGUGUACAUGUAUAAGUAUUAUUGUGUUGACGUGGAAACAUUCCAUGAUAUGUUUUGUGCUGUUGCCAAGGUAACAUCCUGUUCUAUGUACUGUACUGUUGCCAUGUCACAUUAAACAUCACAGGGUAUGUAUUGUGCUGUUGCCAUGGAAACAUCCAACGAUAUCUUUUGUACUGUUCCCAAGGAAACAUCCCUUGAUAUGUAUUGUAAUGUUAUUAAGAAAACAUCCCAUAUAUUUUGUACUGUUGCCAUGUCACAGAAAACAUUCCGUGUUAUGUAUUGUAAUGUUGCCAAGGAAACAUCCCUUGAUAUGUAUUGUAGAUUGUAUUUUAAAAGGCAUUUUGUUUUGUCUUUAGUGCAAAUAAACCUCUGAGUCAUCA